Molecule: messenger RNA, 1717 nt
Organism: Schistocerca cancellata (South American locust)
Lineage: Eukaryota; Metazoa; Arthropoda; Insecta; Orthoptera; Acrididae
Product: zinc finger protein 90-like
Exons: 2
Coding region: 1-1248 (415 amino acids)
Cellular component (GO): nucleus
Molecular function (GO): protein binding
Source: RefSeq, a predicted model, not a curated record
AUGCUGCGCCGCGGCGCGCUGGAGGCCAGCGGCGGGCGGGCCUCCGUGCCGGACGUGGAGGGCCCCGUGCUGCGCCAGCUGCUCGACUGCCUGUACACCCUGCAGGUGCCGCCGCUGCGCGGCACGGCCGCUCAGCUGCUGGCCGCCGCCGACAGGUACGGCGUGUCCGUCGUGAAGGCGGCGUGCGAGCGGCAGGUGGCCGCGCAGCUGUGCGUCCAGACUGCGGCCGCGGCGGCCGUUCUCGCGGUCCGGCACUCCUGCGACAGCCUCGGGCAGGCCGCCGUCGCCUUCAUAAAGGACAACCUGGUCGCCGUGAUGGCCACCCCGGGCUGGGCAGACGCGAUGCGCAGCCAGCCCGAAGACUUGAUCGCAGUGAGUCGGCUGCUCGCCGAGCCACCAGCAGGAACCGGGAUGAAUGAAACGAUCACUGAGGCUGGUAACAUCUUAUUGGAAGAAAUUUAUCAACAAGAACUGACCAACGAUAAGCUGGACAUCACUGUGGACAAUUCGACGCACAUUGCUGGAAGUGGUUCUGUGGGACGAGAAUUUUGCACUCGUGAUAACACAUUUUGUAUUAGAGACAACUGCGGCUUAAAGGAAACGGAAUUCAAACACUUCACCUGUAGUUCAUGCCUGCAGACCUUUUCAUCUGAACAUAAGCUUGACACUGACGGUGUUCAUCCACCUCCACAUAUCUGUACAAGGUGUGGUGAGGUAUUCGCCAAUAAUGGCAGCUUAAGCACGCAUUCCGUGAAGACACCAGAGCUUAACGAAAAAGGAUUUCCGUGCGACAGAAUCACUAAUGUAUUUCGUAACACCCAGGCUCAUGGAGUAGUGUGUGAUGCUGAAAGAUCACACAAAUAUGAUUCUUCUAACAAAUCCGUUUCUACAGCAGAUAACCUCAACCUACAAUCAUCCGAUAAUCAAGAGAUACCCAUUACUCAGUCAGAUCAUCUCAAGAAACGAGCUGUAAAACGCACUAGUCGAACUGUUCACAAAUGUGAUACUUGUGGGAAAUCCUUUAUUAAGUCUAGUAAGCUCAAAGCUCAUUUACGAACACACAUUGCCAAGAGAACGUACAAAUGUGAAGUUUGUGACAAAUCCUUUACCAACUCUAGUUAUCUCAGAAAGCACACUUUAAUUCAUUCUGGCAAGAAACCAUACAAAUGCGACAUUUGUGGGAACUCAUUUACUAGGUCUGAUAGUCUCAGGAGGCAUUUCUUAAAGCAUAUUGAUCUGAGACCAUAAAAAAGUGCCAUUUGUGGGAAAUCCUUAAUUAGUCCUGAUGAUCUGCGGUAGGAUACGCUAAUAAAUGCUUGUGGAGGGCCAGAAAAAAUGCUGGAAAUAUAUUUGGGUGAAAUGCAGUUCAUUGUCUAGUAAUCUCAAGGUCAGUGCCACAGUUCAUAAGACAGACCCCACAAGAACAUAUCAAUGAGAUAAACCAUCUCUCUAUCGCAGAGACAGGUGUCAGAAAUAAGAAUGUUAACUGCAAUGAAAGAUUUAAUACUGGUUUCCGCAGCCUGUAGGGAAAUCAAAUAAGGCCUUCGAUCUAAAUCCCAUAUUUAGAUUUGUAAUUUGUGUGAUAGUGCAAUUCUUUGUAGUGUAGGAGAUUAAGAGAUUUGGUUGUUUUGAAAUAUAUUGUUUUGUUUGUGUUCUAAAUGUAAAAUGUGCUGAAUAGUAUUCACAGUAAUGUAUAUGUCUCAUAUUAAAUAUGGAA